GGCAACCCUACUCUCGGAAGAGGAUUUUUGUACUGUUGUUUUGUCAAAUAUUUUUGAAAAAAUCAUGGUGGCAAACGGUUUUUGUUCUGGAGACCUUGUCUGGGCGAAGAUGAAAGGCUAUCCAUUUUGGCCAGGAAAAGUUGUGGAUCCUCCUACAAAUGCUAAAAAUCUUCCAAAACAGACAAAGAACAAACAUUAUAUUUUCUUUUUUGGUUCAGAAAACCAUGCUUGGAUCACAGAUGAUAACAUCAUGCCUCAUUCAGAAAAAAUGUUGCCGGUCAGCAUGAAAAAAAAGUCGGCUCAAUUUCAGGCUGCUGUAGACAUCAUUGUAAAUGAAGGUAAGAAACAUGUUAAGAAAGAAAAACCCGAAGAAAAAGUCAAAGAAAAACAAAGUAGUGAAAAAAUUGUUUCUAAGAAAAAAGUAGCUCGAGUCAGUAGCGUCGCUGAGAAGGUAGACAAGUCAUAUUCAUCUACUAGCAGUGCCAGUUCUGAAAAAUUGAAGACCGAACCACACAAGAAGCGUCCCCAAAAACGGUCCUACUCCGAAGUGGAGAUAGAUGUGGAGACUGUUGACACAUAUAAACAAGAGAAGGUGGAAGAAGAAGACGAUCCCUUGCAAGCUCUUUACUUAACCUGUCCUACUGAGUCAUACCACAAUGGUGAAGCGUCCUGCAGUUCUCAAUCACAGCCAUCUCCCUCAGUUGCGGGAACCUCACGUAAAAAGCGUUCAGAAUCACCUAGCCUAGAUAUUGAGAACAUUUGUGAAAUAUUGAAAAAUAAACAGUCUAGACCAAGUGAUAUAAAGGUUGGCUUUUUAGGGCUUGGUAAAAUGGGGCAAGGCCUGGUGAAAAAUCUGCUGAGAAGUGGCCAUUAUGUUACUAUGUGGAACCGCACCACAGAAAAAUGUGAUCCCUUUAUUAGUGAAGGAGCAAAUAGGGCACUAACACCUGCUGAUGUUGUGGCAUGGUCUGAUGUCACAUUCUGCUGUGUUUCUGACUCAGAGGCAUGCAAGUUGGUUGUUUUCGGGCGUUCGGGUGUUCUGGAGGGUUUAGAGAGAUGCGGUGGCCAAAGAGGUUAUGUUGAAAUGACAAGCAUUGAUGCAGAAACUUCUCAUGAAAUUUCCGAAGCCAUCACUGGUAAAGGAGGGACUUUUUUGGAGGCUCACAUCAAUGGAUCCAUUAUGAAUGCCGAGGAGGGAACACUUUUCAUAUUGGUGGCAGGAAACAGGAGCCUCUUUGCAAACUGCUCAUCAUGUUUCAAAGCUAUCAGCAAAAAUGCCUACUAUAUUGGUCCUAAAGUAGGCACCGGGGCCCAAAUGAACCUGAUUUUAAAAAUGCUUCACGGAAUUUUUUAUGCUGCUCUUGGAGAAGCUAUGGCACUAACUGAUCGAUUGAAACUUUCUCAAAAUGACCUGACAGAAGUUCUGGAGCUGAGUUCCUUGAACUGUCCUGGUUUAAAUGAAAAAUGUCAAGCUAUUGUCCUCAAAGAUUUUUCAACACGUACUACGUUACAGCAUUUGCAGAAAGAUAUGAACAUGGCGAUAGCUAUGAGUGAUCAGUGUGAUCAACCUACACCUUUGGCGAGUGGUGCAAAUGAGAUGUUCAAACUCGCUAAGCUCUUAAAACAUGCCGAAAGUGAUGUUAGUGCUGUUUAUCAAGCUUCCAGGUACUGGAUGCAGUGAUACCUCUCAUAUAAAAAUGUUGCAUUUAUUGUAGUGACCAAACUUCAAAUAUGUGCAGUUAAUAAAUGAAACCAUUUUGAAUAAGUGGUGGAUAAUCACGAAAGUCCUGUGUUUAAAAAAUUUUGGAAGUUGUAAGAGAAUCAUUGUUUUCUCACAUAUGUUUGUGUGUGGUUUAUAUAUCAUUGUUGAAGAAGAAAUGUUACAGUUCUAAUGAAAUUCUGUGCGUUAAUUCCAUGGUUCAUUAAAAGUUUAAUGUGC
Molecule: messenger RNA, 1939 nt
Organism: Uloborus diversus
Lineage: Eukaryota; Metazoa; Arthropoda; Arachnida; Araneae; Uloboridae
Product: cytokine-like nuclear factor N-PAC
Exons: 6
Coding region: 65-1681 (538 amino acids)
Molecular function (GO): NADP binding; NAD binding; oxidoreductase activity, acting on the CH-OH group of donors, NAD or NADP as acceptor
Source: RefSeq, a predicted model, not a curated record